AUGCGUGGUAGAAGACUAGCUCUGAAAGCUAUAGCUUUAAUGUUGUGGACUGGGUGGGUGGUGAGUGUUUUGGGUGGGGCAUUGCCACGCGUAGGAAGCAGGUUAAACGGCGUGGAGAAGGAGAUGGUGAAGCCAGGGCCUGAACGGGACUGGACUGGACUGGACUGGAGGCAGGCAUCCAUCACUCUGUCAAUAAAACUGGCUGCUUAUUUUCAAUCGGCACAAAGGAAAAGAAAGCUUCAAGGACAAAAGAGAAGACUGAGGACUGAAUAUGCAACCCUAGGAGGAAGACUUUCAUGA
Messenger RNA from Prunus armeniaca (apricot), 300 nucleotides. The record is from the annotation of a GenBank genome assembly. Lineage: Eukaryota; Viridiplantae; Streptophyta; Magnoliopsida; Rosales; Rosaceae.